UGCAUUCUUGAAACAUUCAAUCAGCGUGCUUCUGUACAUUCAAGCAGCGUGCUUCUAUACGUAGGUAGAAGGUGAGAAUUGUGCUGCAUUCUUGAAACAUUCAAUCAGCGUGCUUCUGUACAUUCAAGCAGCGUGCUUCUGUACGUAGGUAGAAGGUGAGAAUUGUGCUGCAUUCUUUCUUUCAAGAAUGCUUCUGAACGUUAACUCUGUUAAACUUUUGUCGCCGCCAUUGAUAUUUGAGGUGAAGCAAAGUCCUGGCUAAGAACUUGUGAGUUUGCAGGUUAGCAAGUUUCAAACUGCAGAACAGAGGAAAGUAAGUAGUCUGUAAGGAUACAGCUUUUUAUUAUUCUCGUGAUAUAUAGAAGAUGCAGGUUUUCAAUUGCAAGAGUCUGAGCGUUAGAGCCAGUGCUCUGCUGAAGUUUUUAACACCAGCCAUUCUGGAAAUUUAUAUAUCUGAUCUGAAAUUGCCCAAGGAUAAGCAAAAUCCCCUCUUUCACCAGUUUUACGAUACACUUGUAAGAGGUGCCGAACUCGUGAAAAAAUGCGAAAAUAUUAGCAUUUUCAGCCUCCCUCUCAUUUAUAGGUAUGCUUCGCAGAUUCUCAAGCUUGAGAAGGAUAUUAAUGGCUUCCUGGGCUUAGUUCCAGCCCAGAUAUUGCUUGAUACCAGAGGUCUUUUAGCAGAGCUAAAAAAUAAUUACCCAUCUGAGGCUGCAGAUAUAAGCAGAGGACUGAAUGAUUUCAUCUUCAAGAAAGCUUCCAUGCUAACAAACAACCCUUCCCAAAAUACCAUGAUGCUUCAGCAAAUGGUUUUGGAUGAUUUGUUUGACUGUAACGACAGUGUAGGAGAUUCUGUAAGCUAUAAUUAUGAUAAUGGUUAUGGAAAAUCUGAAAUUUUCGUUGGUUUGGAGAAAUCCAUUGGGGAUUUGAAGGAGCUUUUGUUCAACAAAGAAAUGUCUGUCGUUGGAGUUCAGUGUAUGGGAGGAGGUGGUAAAACCACACUAGCCUUGGCUCUCUGCAACAAUUCUCAAAUCAAAGAUUAUUUUGGAAACAACAUAAUUUUCAUCACAGUUUCAGAGUCCCCAAAUCUCAAAACCAUUUUAGAGACUAUGUGGGAAAAGAUAGUUGGAAAGCAGAAACCUGAGUUUCAGAAUGUGGAAGACGCACAUAUACAGCUGCAGCAGCAGCUUCUAAAGCAAUUGAAGCCAACUCUGGUGAUUCUGGAUGAUGUCUGGAACAGAGUAGGCCUAGAAAAUUUGCUAUUUGAAGGCCCAGGGUACAAAACCCUCAUCACAACUAGAGACAGUUCCAUUAUACCAAAAGACCUCUCUACUCAAGUGUAUCAGUUGCCAUUGCUGGGCCAGGAAGAUGCUCUUUCGCUUUUCUGCUUCUGGGCAUUCGGACAGACAUCAAUUCCAUGGACUGCAGAUGCGAAUCUAGUGAAGGAGGUCCAAGCGGAAUGCAAAGGUUUGCCAUUAGCUCUUAAGGUGAUUGCAAGCUCGUUGCAUGGCGAACCUCCUGUAGUCUGGGAGAUUGCAAAGAAUAAGCUUUCCAAAGGGGAACCAAUAUCAGAUUAUCACAAAGAAGGGCUUUACAAAUGCUUGGAGACGAGUAUUGAGUUGCUAGAUGAUGUGGUGAGAGAAUGUUUCUUAGACUUGGGGUCAUUUCCAGAGGACACAAAGGUCUGUGCUGAUGCACUGCUAGAUAUAUGGGUUUAUGUUCGGAAUCUGGAAUGGCAGGAUGCCUUUGUCACCCUGUUGGAACUUGCAAGCCGAAAUCUGUUGAAUUUAACCAGCAAUUCAGGGAGCGGAGCAGCAAUUUCUCAUGGAAGUGUCUCUGAGCUGUACUUUUCUCAGCACGAUGUAAUGAGAGAUUUGGCCUUGUAUUUGGGAUGCCAGGGCGAUUUAGUGCACAGGAAGAGGUUCCUUAUGCCCAGAAAGGAGCUUACUUUGCCAGGGUCAUGGGCGUUUUGUGAUACACAGAUUGAUGCUCAAAUUGUCUCUGUUCAUACAGGCCCUAUGGGGGAAAAUCAGUGGUACGAGAUGAAUUUCCGCGAAGCAGAGGUUCUGAUAUUACUCUUUACUGCGAGCGAAUAUUACCUCCCUCCAUUUUUGAAAUCCAUGAAGAAACUGAAAUUUCUCAUGGUAUACAAUUAUGGCACAAAGAGGGCAACUGUGAAAGGUUUAGAAACCCUAUCUUCACUCACCCAACUCAAAAGUGUCCGCUUGGAGAAGGUGAUUGCAACAGCUGUACUAAAACAGAGCAAAGCACUGCAGAACUUGGAGAAGCUAUCUUUAAGCUUAUGUGAAGGGUUUAAAAAUACAUCCACAUUCAACAAUACCAAGCUGCAUGAUUUUAACAUGGACCACUGCAGUGAUUUAGAGGAGUUGCCCCCAAAUAUCUGCUAUAUGCCUUCUGCUCACAUGUGGUCUAUUACCAACUGCCAUCAGGUUCAGAAGUUACCAUAUGACCUUGCGAAUCUGAGCUCUCUAAGAGUGUUAAGGUUGUCAGCACUACCAGGCCUAAAAGAGCUGCCAUCAUCAAUUGGAAACCUUGGGUGGUUGGAAUAUCUAGAUAUUUCAGUAUGUGUGGGUCUGAAAGAACUUCCAGAGGAAAUAGGCCAACUGAAGAAUUUAAGUGAGUUAGAUAUGAGAGAGUGUUCUCGUUUGAAGAGGUUGCCUAGAAGUGUUUUGGGACUAACUUCCCUGAAACAUGUUAUCUGUGAUGAGAAGAUUGGGAAACAGUGGUUGAAGGCCAAGGGAAUUGCUAUCCCAGAGCUCAGAGUUGAAAUUGUGGAAGUACAAUUCAGUUUGGAUUGGCUUGAUCAUUGACUCGCAUCUUGAGCAAACGUUUCUCCAUCCCAAAGUCAGUUUGAUUCUGUUUUUUGUGUAGCUUGGAAUAUGUAGCAGUGGGGUUCCUUGGUCACUUGGACAUUUGCACUGAAGUUAUAUUAGUAUGGAAGUUUGAAUUGUCUACAGGUUAAUUAAACUUUUCCUGAACAUCAGUUUAUUAUUUUUAGUUUGAGUUAUAUGUAAUAGUUAGCUACAAUUUGUGAUAAUUAUAUAAUCUUAACUCUGUUUGACUAUUUUAUAUUUGACGAAAUUAAAAUUAGUGAAAAUAAUUUAAA
Molecule: messenger RNA, 3124 nt
Organism: Cryptomeria japonica (Japanese cedar)
Lineage: Eukaryota; Viridiplantae; Streptophyta; Pinopsida; Cupressales; Cupressaceae
Product: putative disease resistance protein At5g47280
Exons: 6
Coding region: 366-2828 (820 amino acids)
Biological process (GO): defense response to fungus
Molecular function (GO): ADP binding
Source: RefSeq, a predicted model, not a curated record